AUGUCCAGCCAUUUCGUCUCCGGGGGCAAGAUAGGUCCCACCGGAGAGCCGUACAAAGACGACAGCGGCAAGGCGUCACCCCAGGACGGGGGACAGAAACAACAACAGCAAGGGGACGGACAGCAGCAACAGCAACAACCAUCAGCACAGCGCCUCGCCAAGAACAUCGAGUGGGAAGCAGUGCAGAAGGAGCUGGACGCGGAGAGGAAGCGCAGGGAGGAGGCCCGGCACAAGGCCGCGUCCGGGGAGGAGAAGUCGCUGUACGACAUUUUGCAGGCGAACAAAGCCGCCAAGCAAGCCGCCUUCGAGGAGGCCAACCGGCUCAAGAACCAGUUCCGGGCCCUCGACGACGACGAGGUCCAGUUCCUGGACGAGGUGCGGGCGCGGCAGCGGCGCGAGGAGGAGGCGGUGCGGCGCGAGACGGAGGAGGGGCUGCGGGCGUUUCGCGAGCGCGAGCGCGAGCAGCAGCUGCUGCUGUCGGCGACGACGGCCGCUGAUGUGGGCGGCGGCGGCGGGGAUGCGGCCGUCGAGGAGGAAUGGGCCGCUACGGGGGGACGGAAGAGGAAGAGGGCGGGGAGGGAGAGGGAAAGGGAGGGGGGGUUGAAGGGCGUGAGGAGGAGGACGAGUGAGGGCGCGGCGGCGACGGCGACGACGGCGCGAGAGGGGCCGCCGGCUGGGGUGGUUGAGCGUGACAAGGGCGGCGAGACGCAGAAGGGGGCGGCGCUGGCGGCAAAGGAACCCGCGAAGAAGGCUUCGGUGCUGGUGGACUAUGGCUCGGACGACAGCGACGAGUAA
Purpureocillium lilacinum is the source of this 795-nucleotide messenger RNA. RefSeq lists its product as uncharacterized. Lineage: Eukaryota; Fungi; Ascomycota; Sordariomycetes; Hypocreales; Ophiocordycipitaceae. Gene Ontology annotation, cellular component: nucleus. The record is from RefSeq and is a predicted model, not a curated record.